GUCGUCUCUCCGUCGUCGUCGUCGUCGUCGUCGUCUCUCCGUCGUCGUCUUCGCCUCUCCGUUGAUCCGUCGUCGUCGUCUCUCCGUUUAUUUUAUCGUCGUCGUCGUUUCUCAAUUGAUCUGUCGUUUCUACGUCUAUUCAUCUCAUUCUCUCUCUCGUGUGUCUGAUUUGAUUAAGGUUUGAAUCAUUUCAUUUUGUUAUACAUUAUCUAGGUUUUGUUAUAUAUUAUUCAUUUGUUGAUGAUUUGAAGUUGAUUUUGUAGAACAAUGGAAGUUUUGUGCAUCUGUGGACAAUGGAUCUCAAAAGAAUCUCUCCAGUGGGAGUUUCUUGUUGAUUUGAAGAGGAAUGCAUCAAUCAUUUCCAUAGAAGAAGAUCUACUGUAUGAAGAUUUGAUGAAGAUUGUCUCUGAAGAUUUUAGUGUUAAAGAGGAAGAAAUCAGUUUGAGUUAUGGUUUUUCAUUGGAUAUGAAAUGUAUUAUUGAAAGUUUCCCCCCACUCUCGAUAGGUAAUACUCGUCAGCUCAGAACUUUCAUUUCCAAGACUAGAGCAUUUGAUGGAACCUGUCGUUUGUGUGUUAAGGUUAGUACUGAUCCAGUUAGCUGUAACACUCAAGCUUCUGAUACAUUUGCUUCUACUGUUCCAUUGAAUGCCAAUCCAGCGAUUCUUUCUACUGUGCAGAGUGAAAAACAGGUACAUUGUCCUUAAUUCCCUUUUUCUGUUUGUGUUUGCAUGAUAUGCUUCAUAAUCAAGUACUAUGCCUUACAAAACUACUUGACUUUUGCAGAGUCUUCUAUAUGAAGGUGUUUCUACAGUUCCUCUGAAUGCUCUUCCGGAUUUUAGUACUGAUUCAGCUAGCUGUAACAUUCAAGCUUCUGAUACAUUUGCUUCUACUGUUCCAUUGAAUGCCAAUCCAGUGAUUCUUCCUACUGUGCAGAGUGAAAAACAGGUACAUUGUCCCUAAUUCCCUUUUUCUGUUUGUGUUUGCAUGAUAUGCUUCAUAAUCAAGUAUUAUGCCUUACAGAACUACUUGACUUUUGCAGAGUUUUCUAUAUGAAGGUGUUUCUACAGUUCCUCUGAAUGCUCUUCCGGAUUUUAGCCCUGUCCAUAUUGGACUUUCACCAAACACGAGAGUAGCUGGCGAUAUUAAGGUGAAUAGCUAUUUUAAGACAAAGAGAGAGUUGAUGUUGAGGAUGAAGAAAUGGGCUUUAGAGUGGAAGUUUGAGUACAAGACUGUCUCUUCUAACAAGUCAAGAGUGCUUUUGAGUUGUGUUGAUGAAAAUUGCACGUGGAGGAUGCGUGCUAUCAAGCUACCUGUUUCAGAUUUUUUCGUUGUUAAAAAGUAUGUUCAUGAGCAUACAUGCGAUACAACACACAGGAAAGCCAACCACAGACAAGCAUCUGCAAAGUUGUUGGGUUCUUUGAUUUCCAGCAAUUAUGGAGAAAAAAAGGAAGGUCUCAAACCGAAACAGAUCAUUGAACAGGUCAGGAUGCUGCAUGGUGUUCACAUCAAUUACAAACAAGCUUGGAGAGUGAGAGAAGAAGCUCAGAUUUUGGUUAGAGGGACUCCUGAAGACAGCUAUUACAAUUUGUCUAGGUGGUUGUAUAAAAUCACAGAAACAAACCCUGGUUCCUUGACUUAUCAACAUGUUGAUGCUGCAGGAAAGUUCAAGUAUGCAUUUGUGGCUUUUGGUCCAUCGAUAAGGGGAUUUUCAUUGAUGAGGAGAGUUAUUGCAGUAGAUGGUACAUUUCUGAAGGGAAAAUUCAAUGGGACUUUAUUGGCAGCUUGUGCUCAAGAUGGGAAUUAUCAUCUAUAUCCUCUCGCCUUUGCAGUGGUUGACGCAGAAAACGGCGCCUCUUGGAAAUGGUUCUUUAGAGGUUUGAGCCAGAAGAUCCCGGACGCUUCGGAUCUUGUUUUUGUAUCAGACAGGGCUAACUCCAUUUCUUCAGCGUUGGAGGAUGUAUAUCCCUUAUCUCACCAUGGAAUUUGCAGGAUCCAUCUGCUCCGCAACAUCACUCCUACAUAUGCGAAGACUGGGUUGCUACCUCUGGUGGAAAGCGCUGCUGAUGCCUAUACGUGUCACGAGUUCUGGUUAAUCUUCAAGGACAUAAAGGAUAAAUGUCCUGAAUUGGCUAAGUAUCUGGAAGAGUCUGAUUUUAGGAAGUGGGCACGAAGCUAUGCGCCUGCGAACAGGUAUAAUAUCAUGACUACCAACAUUGCAGAGUCUCUCAAUUCUAUGUUGAAGAUGCCUCGUGAGUUGCCCAUUAUCUCUCUCCUUGAAACUAUCAGAUUGACGAUGACCACUUGGUUUUUUGAGCGACGCGAAGCGGCUGCGAAACAUAAGCACCUGGUUACUCCAAAAGUUGUUCAGAAAUUGGUAUCUAGGUUAGGGGCCGCAAUGUUGUUGAAUGUGUAUCAAGUUGAUCGAAGCGAGUUUGAGGUGAAGAAUGAAACAAUGAAGUUUGUUGUUGACUUGGAGAAGCGGCAUUGCACAUGUAAUGUUUUCGACAUUGACAAGAUCCCCUGCAUCCAUGCCAUCGCUGCUGCUAAGCAUAUCAAGAGAGAUGAAAACCGUUUUGUUGAUGCUUCUCACUUGACAGAAACGUGGGCUAAAGCUUAUGCUGAAAGCAUACAUCCUGGUGGAGAGUUGUCAACGUCCACCUAUCCAGAGAAUAUUGAUGAACUGUCUUGCCCACCUCCAGCUACCAAAAAGAAAAGUGGACGCCCUCCUACAAAGAGAAAGAGAUCCGUUGGCGAGUUUGGGGUUCCUGGAUCUAAAUCUCAGUCCCACAAGUGCAGCAGAUGUGGCACAGGAGGGCACAACAAGAUCACAUGCCAGAGGCCUAUAGGAUGA
This is a messenger RNA of Brassica napus (rape), 2852 nucleotides long. RefSeq lists its product as uncharacterized. NCBI's taxonomy places the organism in Eukaryota, Viridiplantae, Streptophyta, Magnoliopsida, Brassicales, Brassicaceae. The transcript has 2 exons. Gene Ontology annotation, molecular function: zinc ion binding. The coding region runs from base 1182 to 2852 and encodes 556 amino acids. The record is from RefSeq and is a predicted model, not a curated record.